Molecule: messenger RNA, 3645 nt
Organism: Cynoglossus semilaevis (tongue sole)
Lineage: Eukaryota; Metazoa; Chordata; Actinopteri; Pleuronectiformes; Cynoglossidae
Gene: tex10
Product: testis expressed 10
Exons: 16
Coding region: 345-3161 (938 amino acids)
Cellular component (GO): nucleus; MLL1 complex
Source: RefSeq, a predicted model, not a curated record
CGUUUGGUAAAUACGUCAGAGUCUACCGUUGAAAUUUACAAGUUAACAAAAGACUACAAUAUUGAUAUAUUGUAAGAUACUUGCUAAGUAUGUUGAUUUAAAAAAAAAAAAAAACGUUAUUUCAUGAUGAUCAAACACGCUUUUAUAUCGCUGCGUUGUACUCUCACAUACGAGGCUCCGCCCCCAUAAACAAACACACAUUUAGGACCCGGUACAUCACCACGAGCCUGCUUACUAAAUCUUGUUGUAAUAUACGAUUGCAAAUGUAUUGUGAGCAAUUGUUCAUUAUCGAUUUCGAGUUUUAAUUUAAACCUACUUUUAUGACCACUGUUUAGACCGCAGAGAUGAAAUCCAAGAAGAAAAAAAGACAGGAUGAUUUCCAGAAGGUCAAAUUAAAGGUGGGAAAGAAGAAGCCAAAAGCUGACAAUUCCACCAAUACAAACUUCCGCACCAAAGGAAUUAAUCUCUCUGAGCAACUAAGGAAAGACACAAGUGGCCCCACCACACACAGACAACUAAGUAUUAAUGACCUCCUGUCUCAGCUGCAUCAUUACAAUGCCAACAUUAAACAUGGUGCCUUGCUGGGCUUACGAGAGUUGCUGUCUGCUAAUCCAUCACUGUUAGAGCAGAAUCUUUCUCGCCUCCUUUCUGAAGUUGCAGCUGUAUUCACAGACAAAGAUGGCAAUGUUCGCAUGGGAGCCACACGUGUUCUACGGUUCAUUGCACAAUCUGUACCCGCAGAACGAGUGGCACCGUUUUUCCCUCUCCUCAGUGCCCAUAUGUCGUGUGCCAUGACCCACAUCGAGACAAGCAUCCAGGAGGAUGCAAUGAAGAUCCUGGAUGUAUUGUUGGAGCACUAUCCUGCUCUACUCGCAGCACGUCCUGCAGUACUUCUCACAAACUUCCUGGAGCUAAUUUCUCAUAGACAAAACAGUGGAGGAUCCAACAAGGCCCAGGAUGCUAAGGGGCGAACCUGGGCUUUGUCAGUCAGUCUUAACAGGGCUAUUACUAGUCAGCAGUGGCGGCUGUCUGUGCUGCUCAGACUUGGAAGUUUUCUUCGGGCAGUAGUUGAGGAAAGACCAGUGGAGGAAGGCGACAUAUCUGCAGCUGAUGGAGUGUUUGGUUGCAAGGGUGAAGGCAGACUUACACCUUUGCAUCUCACCUGGGAGGAGUUGUCCUAUAACAAGGUUCAAGUUAAAGUCUACGAGAACUCAGGAGCCAAACCAACUCCACAUUCCACCUUCAGACUUAGACCUGAAGUAGAUUCUGGAACUGCAGUCAGUGAGAGUCUGGACUCGGCUGAAGCUGUUCAGCGUUUCGCAGCGACUCUUGUUCCUCUGCUGCUGGAGGUUUGGGUUGAGGCCAGUGCGAGUGAAUCUCCUUGGAACAACACAGGGGAUUCUCACCUCUUAACCCCAGAUGCCAUGUCAGUGAUGUUCCAGGUGCUGUCUUUACUGCAGCUGCUGAGGAAACUGGCACCGCAGCAGGAGCACCAGAAUGCUCUGGAUGGAUGGCUACGAAAAGAAUAUUUAGGAGACUUUAAACAGCACUUCAUGAAAAACUUCCCCUAUGACUCUCAAGACAUCCCCAAACACAAAAAGAAGGUGGAUCUUAAAAGGACUAAACAAAGUGCAGCCAUUCCAGGUCUGACUGUGGAGCCCAUGGCCUUGAACAUCACACUUUGUCAGGUCAUGGUGUCUCUAAGUCAGAGACAAGAAGACAGCAGAGAGACAGAUGGAGACUGGUUAACACCGCUGAGGACUUUUGUCCGAGAUGCUCUGAGCAACGGUGCGAAACUCAGUUACAGGCAACUCCACAUGCUGCUGGGAACUGUGUGGAAAAUGGUGCUGACACAGAGAAGCAAAGUAGUGACAGAAGACCUGUUGGCAGCAGUGUACAUCUACUAUAAGCAGAAGAACCUGACUCUGCAAACCCGAUCCCUGUUGCUGUCUUUCUACAGCAAACUCUACCUGCAGGAACAAGGUCACAUACACAUAGCCAGGAGUAAAGUACUGAGUCGGUGGUUGGCCUCACUGCCGGUGCAGUUGUCCCAGCUGGGCCACCGGAACCCCACCCUCUCUGCUCGGCUCAUCCUGUCCAUCCACGCUGCUGCUUCUCGUGGGAACAAGGAUCUGCUUAACAGUCUGCAGACGAACGCCAGCAAGCUCUAUGAUCCAGACGAAGGAGUUUUCGUGCUGUUACCAGCAGAGUCCCAGCAGCGCAUGGUGCAGCUGCUCUACUUCCUGUCCAAAAUGUCACAGCCUCUGUUAGCCAACCUGAGCUGCUGCUGCACCACAGGACGAAUCUCUGCUGGACUAGCUGCCUCUUUGAUCCGUAUUAUAAAUCUGAGGUCUUCCAUGAGCGGCUGGUCAGUUGGGAGCCAGGAAGCUGCUCUGCAGGACGUGGACUACUUCAGCUUCCUGUUCUCCACCCUGAUGGGAUUCUCAUCCAGCAGGCUGGCCACCAUGCAGGAGGACGGCUGUUCCCUGCCUCGCUCCUCUCUCUCACCACUCAGUCUGUAUCCCACACCGAUGGAACAGUUCACACACCACUGGGAUGUCGUGGAGGAGGUCUGUCGCUGUCUGGAACUUAUGGGCUCAAAGUCUCAGUGUUUUGACAUCUUGCAAAACGGCAUUUGCAAAUAUUUGAUCACGUUGGAAGUCGUCCCUGACAGCAUGGCUGCCGGGCUGCUGCGGGCCAUGUCCAGAUUACUGGACUCGUCCAUGGUUCCCAUCGAGCCUGUACUGUGUUUCCUGUCUUACUGCUGCCUCAGCCUGAUGUCUCAUCUCCUGACCUUCCACCAGGAGUCGCCUGCUGAAACCAACCACAAAAAGGAGGUGAUAUGGGGGGCUUGUGUGGUAGCGCUGAGCAACGUCCCACGCCUCCUGCGGAUGGUCCUGCAGGGGUGUUUGGAUCUGAGUGACGAGGAACUCCCACACCUCGGACAGAUCCUGUUGAUGCUGUUGCAGCACACACCACUCCACAACCAGCUGAUGGCCAACGCUCCCCUCCUGCAGGAGAUCAUCCAACACAUCACGAGUUGCAGCCGUUCUGUGACCAGGGAACAGUGGCUGACAGAUCUGCUCUACUGCUACAGCCUCACAGUGGCUCAAGGCUCGUCUGCUCACAGAGGGAACAUCGGCCUUCAGAAGAUGUACUGACCGGUCCGUCAGACAAGAACACGGCUGUGAAAAGACACAUGUCACAAGUCUCACAGCCUCAGUUGAACAGACUGGUUUCUGCAGAUGUUUGGAUGAUGACUGAAAGACCUCACAACUGGUCAGGUUUGCUAAACCAAGGAAUGGAAGCAACAACCAAUUUCCUGCUCCUCCCACUGCCUCAACAAUCAGACCAAUCAGCCCAGAUUCAGCUAAAAAAACACAGCAACUGUGGUCAGUUCUGUUCCCCUCACACACUAACACACUGUUGUACCAACGACUGUUAACCGCCCCUGAGAAUUGUGGGUAAAAUGCGGUAUAAACUAAUCCUCCAGAGUGACUUCAGUUCAACUCUCACCAUCAACAAAGACAGAGACUUGAGCAGACGCCCUGAGACACACCUCUCUCUGCAGAGUACUGUCAAGAUCCUACCAAGGUGAUAAAAUAAAUAACAGAGAAACAAUGAAUAAAGAAAGGCCAUCUGAAA